This is a messenger RNA of Aspergillus pseudotamarii, 579 nucleotides long. RefSeq names its product GNAT family N-acetyltransferase. The coding region runs from base 1 to 579 and encodes 192 amino acids. The record is from RefSeq and is a predicted model, not a curated record. NCBI's taxonomy places the organism in Eukaryota, Fungi, Ascomycota, Eurotiomycetes, Eurotiales, Aspergillaceae. The transcript has a single exon. Gene Ontology annotation, molecular function: acyltransferase activity, transferring groups other than amino-acyl groups.
AUGACCCAAGCAACUUUGCGCACCGAGCGCCUCGAAUUGGUGCCCCUCGGUCCCGAGGACCUCAAAUUCACCAUGCUGCUAGACCAGGAUCCGGAUGUCAUGAAAUACAUUGGCUUUGGCAAGCCACUUGACCACAAACAAGCGAUCGAAGUUCACCAAUGGCUCCUCAACUCAGCAACCAUCGUCCCCGGCUUCGGGUGCUGGGUCGGCUUCGUCGGUGGCGAGUUUGUGGGUUGGUGGAUACUGGCUCCUUGCCCAAGCGAAGGCACAGAGCAAGUCAGCAAAGACCGAUCAGAGUUUGGGUACCGCCUUUUACCGAAGUUUUGGGGGCAAGGUUACGCGAAGGAAGGAUCGCGUGAGUUGCUGAGGCACGCUUUCCAGGAUUUAGGUCUAUCUGAGGUUAUUGGCGAGACUAUGGCUGUGAACGCGGCUUCUCGGGCGGUAAUGGCAGCUUGCGGAUUGAAACAUACCUAUACCUUCCACAACAAGUACGACAACCCACCUCCUGGCAUCGAAGAAGGCGAAGUGCGGUAUCGGAUUACCGAGGAUGAAUGGACAUCGUUGGUUGCUGCACAGUAA